Molecule: messenger RNA, 2234 nt
Organism: Paramecium sonneborni
Lineage: Eukaryota; Ciliophora; Oligohymenophorea; Peniculida; Parameciidae
Source: the annotation of a GenBank genome assembly
AUGGAUGCAAUAACACAUAUUUGCUUGGAUCAACAUAACUGCAAGCGAUUGCUAUGUGAAAGUUGUUUGAAUUGUCAUGAUUUUCCUCAUUAGAUCUUAAUACCAAUAGAUAAUAUUCUUGAUUAAGAAAAUUAAGAUAACCCAUUUAAACCAGGGAUAUUAAGUCAAAACAAAAAUUAAUUGAUCUGUAAUUUAUAAUUAAGAGCAAUUUAAUUCAAAUAAAUAUUCUAAUAAUUAAUCUCUGAUAUUAGAGAAAAUCUAAAGUGUCUAUAAAAUUUGUUUAAAAAAGCUGAUUAAGAAUUUAAAAACCUUUUAAUCAAUAACAAAAAUCAAGAUAACUUUUCCAAUUUAGGAUAAUAUAAUUUAUUGAAAUUUUAAGAGAACAAUCUUUUUUAAGCAUGGAAAAUUUUUUAAUCAAAUUAAUUGAAUAAUAUUAAAGAUUUAUAAACUUUAUUAGAAUAGUAAUCCAAAGAAUUUCAUCAUAAAAUAAAAAGUGAAUUAAAUUUAACUAAAUAAAUAUAAAAUUUGAGUUAAAGCGCAAAAAAUUAAAAAGUAAUUGUAAAUUAAGGAUAUUAAAACUAUUGUUAUGGGGGUGAUGUUUGGGAUUUUUAAAUUGCAGAUUUCAAAAUAUUUAAUAUUGGAGGAUUAGAUAGAAUAGUUAUGUAGGAAGGUUAAAUUUUAAGAAUGUAAAUUUUUCACAUCAGUUUAGUUUAAGUAUUGAAAAUAGAAGCUUCCAGGAAUAAAUUACUAAAAAUCUUGAUUAGAUGAAAAAUGUUUAAUCAGAUUUAUUAUAAUUGAAUAAAAAUUCUAAAUCAAAACAAUAUUAAUAAGUUUGGAAAGGAGAAAAUUUUAAUGUAGGAGGUAUGGUAGAUGAAAACAAUUAAAAAAUUGGUUUUUGGAUUGAAUUUUUUGAAAAUUUUUGGGAGUAAUAAUUAUUCUCUAUUUACAAUAUUUACAAGAAGGACAAAAAUUAUAAAUUUUGGAUUUUACUUUGAGGGAAAAAAGAUUUAGAAGUGGGGAGUAAAACAUGUUGAAAUUGAAAAAAAUGAUAUGACAGAUGAAAAUGAUGAAGAAAAUGAGAAAACUGUCUAAUUUUAAAGUUAAUAAUAUAUAUUAGUAUUAGAUUCAGUUAAUAAUUUAUCAAUAGGAGGAGGUUAUUAUUAAGAUGAUGGUUUAAAAUAAGGCAAAUGGAUAGAUUUAUAUUAAAAAUUCAGUAGGUAAUAGAUUGUCUAUAUAAUUUUCAGCUAAAAUCAUAUCACUUAUAUCGGGGAGUAUAAUCAUGGAAAAAAAUAAGGAAAAUGGGAUAUUAUGUUUAAAGACAAAUUAAUGUAUAAAUUUCUAAAUUUGUUAGUGGAGGAGGUUGCUAUGAUUAAUAAGGAAUGAAAAACGGAAAAUGGAUAAAUCAUCAAGCAAAGUUUAGCAAGUAUAAUUUUAAUUAAGUUAAGGUUUGCUUAAGUGAUAUAUGUAGGUAGGUAUUAGAAUGGUCGAAAAUAUGAUUAAUGGAAUGCCAUGUAUAGAGAAGAAGUAUCAAUGGAAUUUUAAAUAGUGUAAAUUUAUCACUUCUAUAUAUAAGUGGAGGAGGGCAUUAUAAUUUGAAGGGUAAUAAGGAUGGUAAAUGGACAGAAUUACCUACUAAUUAUGGAAAGUAUAUAUAAUUUGUUAUUUAAAUUUAUAAAUUAGAAAUUGUGAUGGAAAAGCUAUUGGUUCAUAUGCUGAUGGGAAAAAAGAAGGAAAAUGGGAAAUAUUAGUUGAUAAUUAAAUAAUGUAAAUCAUAACUAAUUAAUUACUAAAAGUGGAGGAGGAAAUUAUAAUGAAGAUGGAUUAAAGUAGGGAAUUUGGAUUGAUUUGAAGGAAAACUUUUAUUUGUAAUGUUUAUUUUUUAAACAAUCAGUUAAUCCUAAGUUAUUUAUGUUGGAGGAUAUGAGAAAGGAAUUAAAGUUGGAAAUUGGGAUACUUUGUACAGAUGGGGUUCAUCCCAUGAAUUUUAAAGAAUGUAAAACUAAUCUUAUAAUUAUAAGUGGAGGGGGUAAAUAUAAUAAAUCUGGAAAGAAGAAAGGAAAAUGGAUUGAUGUUCAUAAAUAAUUCUGGAAGUCAUUAAAUAAUUAUAUUUAUCAUUAGUUGGAUGCAAAUAACAUUUGUUGGUGGAUAUUAUAAAGGUCAGAAAGCGGGAAAGUGGGAUAUAAUCUAUGAAGAUCACUUUAUGUAUAAUAAUUUGUAAUUUUUAGAGGAGGAGG